AUGAAAGUUUCAACAGCCAAUGUCGCCGCCGUGGUGAUGGCGGUGAGAGCAGUCGUCAGCUACCCCGGCAUCAAAGACACCAUCGGCCAAAUCAGUAGCCAAGCUGCCGCGUCGCCCUCUUCAGAGCCAGAGCUCAUCGGGGACCUCGUGCACCUCUCCGAGCACAGCCUCACGCCGACCGGCCGCGCCAUCAAGCACAUCCUCCUCGGCCAGCUCAGCCCGCAGAGCCUCGUGUCCACCUACGACGCUGUCCCCAUGAAAGACUCCCCUGCCUGCGCCGCCGACACGUGCUGUAUAUGGAAGCACAUUGCCGACGAACUGAGUGCCGCCAUGGUCGGCACCGCGAGUCGUUGCAACAAGCUCGCGCGCGGCGCCGUUCGGCUCGGGUUCCACGACGCCGGCGGAUGGUCGCGCAAAACAGGAUUGGGCGGCGGCGCUGACGGCUCGAUCCUCCUGGCCAAGGAGUGCGAGGAGCGCCGCGAGAACGGCGGACUCGAGGUCAUUUGCGCACAGAUGCGCGUUUGGUGGGCCAAGUACAAGUCCUACGGCAUCAGUCUGGCCGACCUCAUCCAAAUGGGUGCCACCGUCGGCACCGUCGUCUGUCCGCAAGGGCCCCGGAUCCGAUCCUUUGUCGGCCGCCAAGACAAUGCGACGCCAGCACCUCAUGGCAAUCUCCCCUCGGCGUUUGCGUCCGCCGACAGUCUCCUUCGCAUGUUUGCCGACAAGACGAUUUCCGCGCAAGACCUCGUGGCGCUCCUCGGCGCGCACACGGCCAGCCAGCAGACCACCAUCGACCGCAACAGGACCGGCGCGCCACAGGACACGACCCCCGGCGUCUGGGACACGGUGUACUUUCGGGAAACAAUAGCCGAAAGGUGCCCGCAGCAGAUUGUGCGUUUUGUCAGCGACAGGAAUCUCGCGACGGAUCCACGCACGAAUGCGUACUUUGGCAUGUACGCGGGGAAGCUCACAGGACAGAUGCGGUGGAACGAGGACUAUGCGCGCGCGUACGUGCGGCUGUCGCUGCUCGGCGUGUACAAUAUCAAUGAUCUGACUGAGUGCACAAAGGUUCUGCCGGGUUUUACAGGGUGGAGAUUUGAAAACCCGGACGAGGAGCAGAUGGUGAGAUAUGCCAACGGUGAGCUGGGGGGGAAUGCAGACGCAGCACUAGAGGCGGGGGAUUUGAUACCAGGAUAA
Akanthomyces muscarius is the source of this 1197-nucleotide messenger RNA. RefSeq lists its product as uncharacterized. The coding region runs from base 1 to 1197 and encodes 398 amino acids. Gene Ontology annotation, biological process: hydrogen peroxide catabolic process; response to reactive oxygen species; cellular response to oxidative stress. The record is from RefSeq and is a predicted model, not a curated record. The transcript has a single exon. Gene Ontology annotation, molecular function: heme binding; peroxidase activity. Lineage: Eukaryota; Fungi; Ascomycota; Sordariomycetes; Hypocreales; Cordycipitaceae.